CGCUGGGUCGUGGUGCGCUGCGCGCCGGCGCCGCCGCAGUGUGCGCACGGCGGUGAAAGGUGCCAUGUCGCGGAUUACAGCCAACUCGCGAACCAUGGCCGGCGUGCCUUACAUGCGAAUAUUCGUUAUUUGUGCCAUUAUCGUCAGCGUGAGCUGCCAACAAAAGGACAAGGAGGGGGAACAGUUCGUUUGUCCCGAAGGAACGACGGGCAACGGCAAUUUUGCGGAUCCCGCUACAUGCAGACGGUUCUACCAAUGCGUAGACGGGUACCCCUACCUAAAUAGAUGUCCGUCCGGACUCUACUUUGAUGACAUUAGCAAGUUUUGUACCUUCAAAGCUGAGGCGAGAUGUGGCCCCAUUGCCACGACCCCGGCACCAAUAACGGAAGCGCCAACCGACCUGGCGACCAAAUGCGAGCCUUCAGAGUGCGCGCUGCCGUACUGCUUCUGCUCCAAGGAUGGAACCCUCAUCCCUGGCGGCCUAGACCCAGAAGAUACUCCACAAAUGAUCAUGCUAACUUUCGACGGCGCCGUCAACCUGAACAACUUCGAGUUGUACAAGAAAGUUUUCAACGGCAAGAUAAAGAAUCCCAACGGAUGUCCCAUACGAGGCACUUACUUCUUAUCACACGAGUACAGUAACUACGCCAUGGUGCAAGCGUUGGCGCAUUACGGACAUGAGAUAGCCACAGGUACGGUGUCCCAGCAGCAAGGUCUGCAAGACAAGGGCUAUGAGGAGUGGGCGGGAGAGAUGAUCGGCAUGAGGGAGAUCCUCAGGAAGUUCGCCAACAUCUCACGCACUGAGAUUACCGGCGCCCGCGCACCUUUCCUAAAACCUGGCAGAAACACGCAGUUUAAGGUGCUGGAAGAUUUCGGCUACAUCUACGACAGUUCAGUGGGCGUGCCUCCGCUGCCGAUCCCGGUGUGGCCUUACACGUUGGACUACAAGAUUGCCCACGAGUGCAAGUCUGGAACCUGCCCCACACAGUCCUUCCCUGGUUUGUGGGAGGUGCCGUUCAACGCCCAUUACGUUGAGAGCUACGAGGGCGGACACUGCCCGUACUUGGACCAGUGUGUCUUACACAACCACGACGAGGAAGAUGUCCUAGAAUGGCUGAAGGAAGAUUUCCUGCGUUACUACGACCAGAACCGCGCUCCGUACAUGAUGCCGUUCCACACCAACUGGUUCCAGAUCAAGGCCCUCGAGCGAGGGCUGCACAAGUUCUUGCACUGGGCAGCCACUCUUGACGACGUAUGGUUCGUGACAGUGACUCAAGCACUCACAUGGAUAACAGACCCUAAAUCAGUGAAGACAUUAAACAACUACGAACCAUGGAAGUGUGACAAGAAGGACCUACCUCUGGCACCGUGCAACCUACCCAACAAGUGUGCCUUGUCCUUCAAGAAUCCCGGUACUAACUUCACCGACACGCGUUAUAUGGAGACUUGCAGUGAAUGCCCUAACCAGUACCCAUGGCUGGGCGAUUCUGGCGGAACGGGUAUCGCUGGCAAAGACAGCUACUUCCCAGAUAAUCUCAAGAGGAAGUAGAUAUUUAUCUCAUACAUUACCGUAAUCUAUUCAGCAUAUCCGAGGAAGCGUACGCGAGCGAUUUAAAAAGUCAUGAAAGGAAUAAUAUAAAAGUUUAUUUAUCCUAAUACCUCUUUGUUCGGUAUUUAUUUGUCGGUUAAAAUUGAAUAGGGCUGUAGGUAUUAUUAUGUUGUUUAACUUCUCAUUAAUGUAAGGUGACUUCGGCACAUAGAGGAUUAACAUUUGCAACUCAAUACGUUAAUGACGUCAUUAUAAUUGUACAACAUCAAACGCAUCGUAAUUACGGCGUCAAAUCACUUGUAAUACGUAUUACUUGCUAAGUAACAAUUUGUACUGAUAUCCUGAAUAGAUUAUACGUUUACAACUGUAUAUACUGAUUUGUAUGUAGUUUAAGUUGGAGGUGACUUCCUAGUCGCAGAUACAUAAUGAAAUUAUUGUGUACUAGAAUUAAGAUUUUGUUACAAAUAAAUAAAAAAAUAUAUAAAAUCUG
Molecule: messenger RNA, 2039 nt
Organism: Pectinophora gossypiella (pink bollworm)
Lineage: Eukaryota; Metazoa; Arthropoda; Insecta; Lepidoptera; Gelechiidae
Gene: Cda4
Product: chitin deacetylase 1
Exons: 12
Coding region: 65-1549 (494 amino acids)
Biological process (GO): carbohydrate metabolic process
Cellular component (GO): extracellular region
Molecular function (GO): chitin binding
Source: RefSeq, a predicted model, not a curated record